GGGUUAGGUUUAGUUGGUAUCAACACUUCUGUCAACAAUCAGCAUCAACAAUUGCAUCAUCAGAGGACAUUGAAACAGUGUAGGUCUGACUUGGUAGGAUAUGUUCAGCAAUUAGUAGACAUAGAGAGAGAUAUCAGAAAGCAUAAGAAAAACAUUUGAUUAUUAACAAUCCGGGGAGGGUGUUAGUUUAGGGUUGAAGUUGCCUGGAGGUAUACUUUUAUUGGAGUUUUGUUUUUUUUUUCAAAGUAAAACGUUUUACUUUUUUCAUUUGUUAUAUUUGUUCACUGUACUUAGACAUUUACGUUUUUAUUUUUUCACCACUACGUUCUCACUGAUUGGCCGGGGAAGAAUCACGUGGUUUCACAGCGUUUUCCCGUGUCGUCCAUUUUGCCUCAAACUAACCCAAAUUUAAAAGGCAUUCAACUAUGUCGCACACAUUAAACACCAAUAAUAGAAGACGCGUAUUGAACGUAGAGGGACAUUUGUGUCAAUAAUGGCCUUUUAAGUCAACAUUUACUUCAUCAGUCGUUUCAUGUCGUGAACCAUAAACCCGGAAGUGCGACGUCACACGUCAACAACAAACCCGGAAGUGAAACGUCACACGUAAACAGCCACAACAAAGAUGGUGUACGUGUCUAACGGCCAGGUCCUGGACAGCAGGAGCAGGUCACCAUGGCGACUGUCCCUACUGGUCGACCUGUUUUGGGGAGCUGUGGAGUUUUUAGGCCUGUUUUUUAAAACAAUAAUACACCCGGACCUGACAAGAAACGGCAAUAGCGGAGGCUUGUCAGGGUUUUCUGAUGGCAGAGGCCCUCCGGGUCCCCCUGGUGGUCGAAAGCGCAUGGGAAGAAUCAACUUUGGCGGUGGACCCAGUCCUCCACCGAUGGGCGGAGGGGGAUGAGGAAGGUGA
Messenger RNA from Entelurus aequoreus (snake pipefish), 910 nucleotides. It is a transcript of the gene selenok, whose product is annotated as selenoprotein K. Gene Ontology annotation, biological process: calcium ion transport; endoplasmic reticulum calcium ion homeostasis. The record is from RefSeq and is a predicted model, not a curated record. The transcript is spliced from 4 exons. Gene Ontology annotation, cellular component: endoplasmic reticulum membrane; Golgi apparatus. NCBI's taxonomy places the organism in Eukaryota, Metazoa, Chordata, Actinopteri, Syngnathiformes, Syngnathidae.